AUGCCAGGUAAAAUUGUGAGCGUUCCAUUUCUUUCUCAAAUUGAGGAUAUGGACAGUUAUAUCAACCAGUAUCAAAUUUUAAAGAGCAUGUCUCCACCUAACAUGACUUCUCAUCAACAGCAACAUCAGCAUCAGCAUCAGCAUCAAGCUAGGUAUAAUAACAUUCGAGUUAAUGCAUAUAAGAUAUCUGGAGGUAAUAAUUACAAAAAUUACAAUAAUGGUAACAGUGGAAACAGUAAUUACGAUAACAUUAUGAAUGGUAACAUUAUGGGAAUGAUGGGUAUGAAUAAAAGAUCUAUUCAAAAUAAGUACAAUAAUGCAAGUAAUGACAAUUUGAAUAACAACCACAGUAAUGGUAAUAAUAACAAUAAUAAUAAUAAUCAUAGUCAUAAUGAUGGCAAUGGUAAUAAUAAUCAUAAAGAUGAUAACGGUGUGGGUAACUUUAGAAAGAGAAACUAUAAUCAACAGGGUUAUAAUAGAUACAAUAACCCAAACAUUAAAUAUUAUGGUGCUAGUGAUUCUAAUGAUAGCAAUAAUAAUAGUAAUGAGAAUUCUAAUAAUAGAAAUCAUUCUUCGCCAUAUUCCCAGAAUAAUAUGAUGGCUUCUCAUUUGAAGCAAACAUAUUCUUCAAUGUAUUAUAAUUCAAACAACAGUGGAAGUAAUAGUUCACUGUCUCAAUAUAACUCUUCGUUAUAUCAAAAUGAUAAUUCUCAAUUACAAUCAUCCUUAAAGGUAAACACAGGAAUGAUGAACUCCUCAAUGACGAACUCGUCAAUUCCAUCAAGUUUUAAUAGUAGUAAUUUUGAUUACAUAUAUCCUGGCAAUUCUAGUGAAAUAGGUUCUCAGUAUCAUUCACCAAUGGUCAACAGUUUACAAUUUCCUAGUUAUUUGGGGAGCUCGAUUUUACCAGGAAGUUCAGUUUCCACACCGGUAGGUACAACACCGUUAGCACCUUCAACUAGUGCUGAUUUGGUUAAUGGACUUUCUUCUAUAUCCUUGGGUACUACUAAUAAUAGCACAAGCUCUUUGGCUUUUGCUUCAAAUUCGCCAAUGAAUAUUUCACCAUCUAAUUCUGCAUCAGGAUCAACUUCUACCAAUGCUAAUGUUAAUUCAGCUGCUAUGGGCAAUGAUAAUAUUUCAGGUAAUUUAAAUUUUAUUAAUGACAGCUCAUCUACCUCAUUUGGUGGUUCUAAUACAUUGUUGAUGGGCGAGUCUUCAUUUGGUUGGGGUUCAAAUCAUGCAAAUGUUACCUCAUCCACCUCUGGUGGAUCUUUCGGUAUCUGGAGUAAUGAUAUGAGUGUUUGGAGCUAA
Vanderwaltozyma polyspora DSM 70294 is the source of this 1311-nucleotide messenger RNA. RefSeq lists its product as uncharacterized. The record is from RefSeq and is a predicted model, not a curated record. The transcript has a single exon. Bases 1 to 1311 code for a protein of 436 amino acids. NCBI's taxonomy places the organism in Eukaryota, Fungi, Ascomycota, Saccharomycetes, Saccharomycetales, Saccharomycetaceae.